Molecule: messenger RNA, 2779 nt
Organism: Colossoma macropomum (tambaqui)
Lineage: Eukaryota; Metazoa; Chordata; Actinopteri; Characiformes; Serrasalmidae
Gene: kctd10
Product: potassium channel tetramerization domain containing 10
Exons: 7
Coding region: 84-1025 (313 amino acids)
Biological process (GO): protein homooligomerization; negative regulation of Rho protein signal transduction; proteasome-mediated ubiquitin-dependent protein catabolic process
Cellular component (GO): Cul3-RING ubiquitin ligase complex
Molecular function (GO): ubiquitin-protein transferase activity; protein binding
Source: RefSeq, a predicted model, not a curated record
CUCAUCAGCAGAACGCGCCCCUCUCCGAGCGGAAGUGCGCGAUUCCUCUCAGGUCUCUGGGCCCGAACUCGUCGGGGAUUUCUAUGGAAGAGAUGUCAGGAGAAAGCGUGGUGAGCUCAGCCGUGCCGGCUGCUACAACGCGGACCACCUCCUUCAAGGGUUCCAGCCCCAGCUCGAAGUAUGUGAAGCUGAACGUAGGAGGGGCUCUAUACUACACUACCAUGCAGACGCUCACCAAGCAGGACACCAUGCUGAAGGCCAUGUUCAGUGGCCGCAUGGAGGUCCUCACAGACAGCGAAGGCUGGAUCCUGAUCGACAGGUGUGGGAAGCACUUCGGGACCAUCCUUAACUACCUGCGGGACGGCGUGGUGCCUCUUCCAGAGAGCCGGCGCGAGACAGAGGAGCUGCUGGCUGAGGCGAAGUACUACCUGGUGCAGGGCCUGGUGGACGAGUGCCAGGCUGCUCUGCAGAACAAAGAUGCCUAUGAACCCUUCUGUAAAGUGCCCUUGGUAACAUCGUCUAAGGAAGAGCAGAGACUCAUUGCCACGUCCAAUAAGCCUACCGUCAAACUACUGUACAACAGAAGCAACAAUAAAUACUCCUAUACCAGUAACUCUGAUGACAACAUGCUGAAGAACAUUGAGCUGUUCGACAAGCUGUCUCUGCGCUUUAACGGACGCGUGCUCUUCAUCAAAGAUGUUAUCGGCGACGAGAUCUGCUGCUGGUCCUUUUACGGCCAGGGCCGGAAGAUAGCCGAGGUGUGCUGCACCUCCAUCGUCUACGCUACUGAGAAGAAACAAACUAAGGUUGAGUUCCCCGAGGCUCGUAUCUAUGAGGAGACACUGAACAUCCUGCUGUACGAGUCUCAGGACGGCCGCGGUCCAGACAACGCCCUGUUGGAGGCCACCGGGGGCGCCGCGGGACGCUCACACCACCUGGACGAGGACGAAGAGCGCGAGCGCAUCGAGAGAGUUCGCCGAAUCCACAUCAAACGACCCGACGACCGCACGCACCACCACCAGUGACCUCAGCAACCCUGUUUAAACUUCAGCCCCUGACCCUGUGCCUUAAAGACCACCAGCGCUUCAGUUAUUCCUCCCAUCCAUCCUCUUUCACAAACUGCGACCGUACACGCAGCGCUGGAGAGUGAGAGAAGGACACGCUUACAAUAAUAUUCCAAGUUUUGCCCUCAAGCUACACAUGGCUGUAAUGCCGAAUCCAUUGGGCUCCUCUUUAGUGUCCUUUAGGGGGUCUGUCAGUGCUUCCUCCACGUUUUCUUUAGGGAUCCUUAUUGUUUAAAAUGGAGACGAUCUCUUACGUUACAUUUGGGAAGCUGUGCCCAGGUUUUGUAACUGAGGUUUCAUGAGUUUAAAAAGACAGUGUUUAGGAUUCUCUCUAAAAUCAAAUAUUCAGAGACAUUUCGGUCUCAGGAGUUAAAAUGUGGACCUUAUCUGUUUAGUGCUUGACCAGAGACAUUCCCUUUGUGUUGAGCCCCAGUUUUGUGCUUUUUUCAGUGAAUGUAGCUCAUUUCCAUACAGAAAGAUUAGUAUGUGAGCUUUAAGGGUCCCCAGAAACAGCACUGUGGCCACCUUUUGGGCUUGUCGGCUGUUUCCGAACAUGAGAAGCGGUCCUGUAAAGUCACUUUUGUUGUUUAAAGGUUGUUGACGCAGUAUCAAAAACUGGCGAGCUGCUGAUUGGGCUCCUGAUUGGGGCUUCAAAGUGGACAGUGUUAUCUUUUGGCAGGUUUUGGCAUGUUCUGUGUUGUCUAAUGUGACAGGAUCUUGUUUGAGGUUUUGGAGUAUGUGUGAAAAGACUGUAGGGCCAAUAGUGUGUGUGUGCCUUAGUUUGUUGUUGUUCUGUCUUAACUGCUCAGCUUGAAAGUGGUUUGUUUGUGUCAUGUUUAUUAGGAGUCUGUCACUGUGUUUGUGCGUCUUACUCAUACUGAUGGACGGUUUUUGAGAGAUUUGGUUUUCUGUGAUGGAAAGUUUAGCUGGUUUAUGGUUUUUGAGAAAAGAGAUGAAAGAAUUUGAGUGGCGUUCCUGCUUCAGCCACCAGAGGACAGCGUUGUGCCUGUGUAUUCCAGAGUCUACGUGCUCCUCAACAUGAGCAAUAACUAAUAUCAGAAAUGUCAGCGUACUGUUUCUUGGCCGCAGAGCUGCGAGAUUACGAGAUGAAAAUCGCGUCUUGUUUCACCACGUGAUGUUUAAUUAAUCGCAGGCAGGUAACGCUGUCUCUCUCCGCGGGUCUGGUUGGUGAUUAUGCUGGGGUGAAAACUGAGACGUGGGCAGAGCCGAUGGCUUGUACGUGGCUGAUUUAGUAACAAAGGAUUAGGAGGGAACCAGAUACUGCAGGUUCUGCUGAAGAAGCACUUCCUCAAAGGAGGCAGGGAGAGGGUAGGUCUGUCAUAUUUAGAGUGCAGACCUAGAUAAGUUGACAGAUCAGUUCUCUGGGCCCACAUUCUGAAUGGAUCAAACAGAUCAGAGUAAAGGUGCUGAUCCAGAAUCAGUCUGUGCUACAUGUAUAAUUAUAGUCAUUACAGUAAGACAAGCGAAGCUGAUUCAGACCAGCACUUUCACUCUGCGCAGUUCAGUAAAUGCAAAUUUAGCUCAUCUUCAUCACAUACCGUCACAUUUUCUCACUAGUUUUAUUAAAGACAUAUUUAGAAAUGAAUAAUACAAUCUGUACAGAUGUGCACUUGAUUAAAAAAAAGUUUUACAUACUGUUAUAUUUAUACACACCUUAUCGUAAAUAAAGAUUUCUACAGAUUUCGUAGAUCAAA